AUGUUCCAGGAUGGGCUCAGCAGACCGCAGGAUGACAUGCACGACAGCACCGCUCGCCAGCGAGGUGGAUACCAUGCGCAAAAUUCCGUUCCAGUGGACCUCAGCCCUGCAUGCAGCCAGGUUGUGGCGAGAAGAAUGCACAACGCCGUCUCUGUCCGUCGACUACCAACUCCCUCUGAGGCACCAACUGGGGCUAGUCCGUCAUGGUCUGCAGGGUCUACAAUCCAGAACACACCCCCAAUGUCCAUUGGGCUAGUCGUAGGUGUGACGGUAGCCAUGGAGCCAAUUGAAGUCGUCUCUCGUGGUUAG
Messenger RNA from Penicillium hordei, 309 nucleotides. RefSeq lists its product as uncharacterized. The transcript has 2 exons. The record is from RefSeq and is a predicted model, not a curated record. NCBI's taxonomy places the organism in Eukaryota, Fungi, Ascomycota, Eurotiomycetes, Eurotiales, Aspergillaceae. The coding region runs from base 1 to 309 and encodes 102 amino acids.